AUGGCUCCGGCCGCCCAGGAUGACAUCGACGUCGGGAGUCGCGCGUCAGACUUUGAGAGUCAGGACUCGCCGCUGCGCCGACAGUUCUCCGAACCACUGCACCCGCUCUCCAACUCGAUGAGAGCGUCUCCUUCCCCCACCCCAUCUAUCCAUCGGGCCAAGUGCUCGUUGUGUGGUAAGAUCUUCGAGAGCACUGACGAGGAUCCUUAUGCCCACGAAGAUGCUCUUCAUGAUCACAUCGCCGCCGUGCAUCCACAUAAAGCCAAGUUUGCUUCCUAUGAUGGUGCCGGUGAUGACGACGAAGAGGAAGCUGAGGCUGAAGAUGUCGAAAUGGAAGAUGAGCACGCAGACGAAGCUGAUCACAUCAUCGAAGAAGAUGAGGACGCAGGCGAGACUCCCGCUGAUGGGACUCCUGCUGAUGAGACUCCAGCUAUCAACACGCCUCUCGACGAGACCCCUAUUGACGAUCCUGAUGUUGCUCUCUCUAACCAAUUGCAUGAAUUUUCUCGACACCAGCAGACAGCUUCCGUCGAAAAGCGUCUGGCGUCUUUCUGGAACAUCCACGACGUCCGCAAUUUUUCCUUCGACUUUGAUGACGAGGUCGCUGACCUCGAGCACACCUGGGACUAUGUCUAUCGUGAAUCCAAGCGCUCCAAGAAACGCGACUCACCUGAACUCCCGACCCGCCCUGGCCCGUAUGAGAAUCCAUCGGUUGCCAAGGGGGACUUCCUCAAAAUCACUCCUAUCGAAGCUUUCUUGGAGCUGCUCCGUGAUCCUGAAUCCAAGUCUCAUGAUGAGCUUUACGCGGUGACAUGCAACGUCGCUCAUGCACUCAAGGUCUGGCAGGACGAGUAUCUUGCCAUUGACAGACUGUCGAAGGAGGCUUCCCGCCACAUGCUGAAGAAGACCGCUAAUCCUCGCAAGACUGAGAGGCCUGAAGUGUUUGAGGACAAGAAAGAGUCAAUGCUGUAUGGGUACAAGUAUGACCCGAAGGAGCCAAAGAUCUCCAAUCAAGACCCUUUUGUUCAGGGUGGCUUCAAGCCGACCGCGGCUCAGAUGAGGAAGAUGACAGCCCAGGCUGGUCCCGACAACCCCAACCCCGACGGUUGGAAACCAAUUGUGAAGUUUGGCGUCGAACACGUCCCUCGUUUCCAGAACCCCCCAAUUGAACACCAUGAGGGCAAAGCGACGCGGAAGCGCAAGGCUGCUCAGUUGGAGGCAGCCGCCGCCGCCAAAGCUACUGAAUCUCCUGAAGCCGCCGCCGAGCCUGCUCCCGCUCCUGAGCCAGAAAAGGAGACAGAAGCUCCUCCAGCCAAGCGUCAGACUCGCUCUCGUGGAGGAAAGAAUGCUACCACGCGUGAGGUCCUGCAGACACAGACUGCGCCUCCUAGUCCUGCUCCUAGUCGCCGUGGAGGUUACGGUGGUCGUGGUGGCCGUCGUGUGCGAGGCGUUUCUUCGACCCCUCAGCCCCCUCCCGUCACUCCCGCUCGUGCUUCUGCCCGGACUUCCACUCGUAUUCCUGGAACGGCGACUAUCCAGCCUCCUGUGCCUCUUCAGGCCCGUCCGUCGCCAGCUCCUGCGGCGACUCCCGCUCCUCCCGCUCAACCCAUAGCGCCCGCCUCCUCUGCUGCCCCAGUUGCAGCCACACCUGUUGCGGCUCCCACGAACGGUGUUCUCGGAGGUACUGAUGCGACGUUGGAUCCGGUUGAGCUGGCUCGCCGCCAGAAGAUCGCCAAUUCGAAGAACCCCAAACGUACAGAGGCCAUGCUUAACCACUGGGCCAAAUUCAACCGUGAAGGACGCAUCCGGAACCCUAAGCGCACCAAGGCGCAAAUUGAAGCAGAUCGUGCUGCUGAGGCUACGAAGAAGACGGCAGCCGAGCAGCCGAAACCUGGAUCCAGGAAGCGUAAGAGCUCUGGGGCUCCCUCCACUCCUACAAGUGGUGCCUCGACGCCCGGCAUCGCGCCUGCCACCACUCCGGCCAUUAACGGUGGUCCUCCCGUCAAGAAGCCCAAGCUUGAAGCGUCCGUUUCGCAGCCAGUUCAGCCGAUGCCUGCUCCGAACACCCUUCCCUUGCCUCCUGCCAAUGCGAUCUUGCGCCCUUAUGGCCCGCAUGACCCGAUCACCAUCAUCCCUCAUGGAUACGCAUCUGGUCCACCUGUCAACCUUCCUCCGCCACCUCCCCAAUCUCACCCUCAGGGCCAUCCGGUCUCGCAUGCACCACCGCACCCGCAGUCACACCCGCCUCCUCCUCAUAUGGCGUAUGCUCCGCACCCGGGUUACCCAGGAGAUUAUUACUACCACCACUUUGUGCCUGCUCACCACCCGCCCCCUCCUCCGCCUCCUGCGCACCAUGGCCCGGAUGGACGUUCCCGCGCGGCCUAA
Molecule: messenger RNA, 2385 nt
Organism: Paecilomyces variotii
Lineage: Eukaryota; Fungi; Ascomycota; Eurotiomycetes; Eurotiales; Thermoascaceae
Exons: 1
Coding region: 1-2385 (794 amino acids)
Source: RefSeq, a predicted model, not a curated record